AUGGCUGGCUUCCUGGAUAAUUUCCGAUGGCCGCAGUGCGAAUGCAUUGACUGGGGGGAGAAGAGGAACACCAUAGCCUCUGUCGUAGCUGGUGUUUUGUUUUUUUCAGGCUGGUGGAUCAUGAUAGAUGCAGCAGUGGUGUACCCCACACAGGAUGUCUUGAACCACGCUUUUCACACCUGUGGUGUAUUCUCUACAGUGGCGUUUUUUAUGAUAAACGCAGUGUCCAAUGCACAGGUACGAGGAGACAGCUACAGUGAUGGAUGCUUGGGAAGGGCAGGAGCUCGAAUCUGGCUCUUCAUCGGCUUCAUGAUGAUGUUUGGAUCACUUAUCGCCUCUAUGUGGAUCCUUUUUGGUGCCUAUGUUACACAACAUACUAAUGUCUACCCCGGACUGGCUGUGUUUUUCCAGAAUGCUUUAAUAUUUUUUAGGUAA
Messenger RNA from Staurois parvus, 435 nucleotides. The record is from the annotation of a GenBank genome assembly. Lineage: Eukaryota; Metazoa; Chordata; Amphibia; Anura; Ranidae.